UUAUGCGUGUUACUGAAAGUGAAACUUUAGUUUUAAAAGCUUAGUGUAAUAGUAUUUUAGCUUAUUAAACUGAUAUGAAAUAAAAUUUUAUCUACUUUUUACGAUGAACAUGUUAAAGAAAUUUAAGUCGUUGAGUGACUCAAGUACGAGUGAAAGUGAAGAUGAUUAUGGAAAGCGAGGUCCCCAGAAAUCAUCUUCUGAACAUUGGGGUUCAGCAACCAAGAGAAGUCACAGUACGGAGGAUGCAGAAGAUGAUCAUAAUGGAGAAAUGAUGUCCGGUGCAGGAUAUUUCAAAAUGCCUACUAGAUAUACAGAAAGGAAUAGCCUGGAUGACGAUAAUCCUAAUUUUUCUCCAAAAAGAAAGAAAUCUGAUGAUGAAAAUCCAUCACAGUCAUCUGAAAGAGAUUCAGACAGUGAAGGUGAUGAUAAAGAUGCUCAUUUCAAAAAUUCUAACUUAAAAGGUGGUAAAGAUACGUAUAAUGGAAUAAAUUAUGGGCUUGGUGCAAAACUAAUGCAAAAAAUGGGUUUCAAAGCUGGAGCUGGGUUAGGAAAAAAUUUACAAGGUAGAGUAGAUAUUGUUGAAGCUUCAAAGCAGCGUGGUCGUCGAGGUCUUGGUCUUCAUAUAGCUGGAUUAGAACCUUCUGACACUAAGUGGGAUUUUAGCAAAGAGGAGAUAUCUGUUAAAGAAGAAGUAAAUUGGAUGCCUGAAUGUAAUGAAGAACCAUUAACAAUGAACCUGCUACGAGAUUGGAUGAUUGAAGGGAAGAAAAAAAGGACACUUGAUGAUGAAACAGAGUUUUGUGAUCCAGAAAUAUUAACGAGUGUAUUACAGUAUAAGAGUGUGUUUGAUAAACUGGAACCAGAAGAAAUGCGAAAAGCAAGGACAAAAUCAAAUCCAUUUGAGACAAUACGUGGAGGAAUUUUUUUAAACAGGGCUGCAAUGAAAAUGGCAAACAUGGAUGCUGUUUUUGACUUUAUGUUUACCAACCCAAAAACAAAAUAUGGAGAGCCUAUGGUCCAGAGAAAUGAGCUGUUAUAUUUUGCUGAUGUAUGUGCUGGUCCUGGAGGUUUCUCAGAAUAUGUUCUAUGGCGAAAGAAAUGGGAGUGUAAAGGAUUUGGAUUUACGUUAAAGAAUGCAAAUGAUUUUAAAUUGGAAGACUUCUUUGCUGGACCACCAGAAACAUUUGAACCUUUGUAUGGUGUUACAGAGGAUGGUGAUGUAUUUAUCCCAGAAAAUAUCAUUGAUUUCAAGAAGAAAGUUUUUUCCAGUACAGAUGACAAAGGGGUUCAUUUUGUUAUGGCUGAUGGUGGGUUUUCUGUUGAAGGAAAUGAAAAUAUUCAAGAAAUUUUAUCAAAGCGCUUAUAUUUAUGUCAGUUCCUUUGUGCCUUAUCUGUCUUACGAACAGGUGGCCACUUUGUCUGUAAACUGUUUGAUCUCUUCACUCCUUUUAGUGUAGGUCUUGUCUAUCUAAUGUAUCAUGCUUUCGAAAAAGUCUGUAUAUUCAAGCCAAAUACAAGCCGACCAGCUAAUUCUGAAAGGUACAUUAUUUGUAAGUGGAGGAAAGAAAACACUAAAAAUAUCUGUGAUUAUAUGUAUGAAGUAAAUUGCCAUAUUGCAAAGAGGUGUGGUGAAGCUUCUGAUGUGGAUGUGAGAGAAAUUGUUCCCCUUGCUGUUCUUAAAGAAGAUCAAGCAUUUUAUGAUUAUAUUGUUAACUCAAAUAAUCGAUUAGGUGCAAGACAAGUGAUUCAUCUAGAUAAAAUUAGGGCAUUUGCCCAGAACAGUGAACUACAUGAUGAACGUCAAAAUGACUUAAAAAAACAAUGUUUGACAUAUUGGCAGGUUCCUGAUAGAGCAAGAGCUGCUCCUUCUAUACCAGACCCAGAGAAAAAAUUUGCCGAAAUAAUGGGAGGAGGUAAAACUCAAUUUUUGUCUGAAGAACCUCAAAUGUUAACUAAAGAUUCAUUAACAAAAUUAGAAGAUGUUUUCGAUUUUCAAUGUGUUGUUUCCGGUGAAACUCCAAGUGAACCGGCCACUUUUUUCCUUGGACUAGGGAGGCUUAAUGUUUAUCGAUAUGAUGUAAAAAACAGUAAAUGGAAAAAAAUUGAAGCUACAUUAGAACUUCCAGCAAAUACAUUGUUUUAUGGAGAAUUUGUCUAUGAGCUUAAAGGAGAGAAUCGAGCUCAAAGGAAGAUUUUGUGCCUUCACAUUAUUGAUGCAAUAAGUAUAGGGGGGAAAGAUGUAAGAAAACGGCACUACAAAGAUAGAAUGAUUCAAGCUGAAAAAUUGGUUAAAGCUGUGUCUAAACCAAGCAAAAAAGAUUAUACUUCUCUCAGGGUUAAAACAGUUUUUGAUCUUCAUCUAGUUAGAGAAGUUUUUGCAAAGUUAGCUUUGAAAUUUAUCAAAAACAGUCAAGUUCCUAGGUUGUGUUUUGAUUUAGAUAAUGAAAGGCACAUUUUACCGACUGGUCUGCUGAUUUUUAGAACAGUAGUUGAUCCAUGGGUUGUAGCUUUUAGUAAAACUCAACAAAGAAUCUAUUUUUUCAACAAAAAGGAUAAAACAUCUGUUUUUGAAAGAAUUGAAGGAGCAAGUGCAGACUUUCUGACUUCUUUUAGUAAAAGAUUGUUCUGGGAUUGGGAAUCAGGAGCUCAACUUUUGCAAAGACAGUCAACUGAAAUAGCAAAGGAGCAUUCUGGACUACAUGGAGACAUUGUAAAACAUUUUAUUGAAAAGACUUUUAAGAAGCUUACAGGCCAAGUAUAGCAAAAGAAGUUUGUUGUAUCGUAAUGCAUCUGUUAUUUGUUGAGGCAUGCAUUACCCUUUUGAAGUUGUUAUGACGAUGCUGUAUUUAUGUAGCGAAGAUAUUACAGUCAUUUUUCAUGUAAUUUAAGUCAUUUUCAUCUGUGUGUUAUGUCAUUUUAAAUAUUUGGAAGGAUUUUUUCUUGUCAGACUGGACAGUAAAGACUGGAAUAUUCCAGUUUUGAUGUAAAAAUAUUUUUUUCAUACUGUUAAUUUAAAGUACAUAAAACUGCUUUUGUAAGAUGCGAAUUGAAUACUUGCAUGUUUAGUUUAAAUACAAAAUAUAAUACCAUGCUCAACAACAGUUGAUUUUGCAAAAUUUUCUGUAGUUAAAAUCAGAUGGUUUAUAUUCUUGAAAUAUUGAUUUUUUGGUAAGCUGAAUGUUUACAUUAAAAAUGAUUUUUUGAACAUUAAACAGUCAUGCUUUUUAGAAGGUUUUGAAACUUACUUAUGA
Uloborus diversus is the source of this 3251-nucleotide messenger RNA. RefSeq names its product cap-specific mRNA (nucleoside-2'-O-)-methyltransferase 1-like (gene Cmtr1). Gene Ontology annotation, biological process: 7-methylguanosine mRNA capping. Bases 104 to 2761 code for a protein of 885 amino acids. NCBI's taxonomy places the organism in Eukaryota, Metazoa, Arthropoda, Arachnida, Araneae, Uloboridae. The transcript is spliced from 25 exons. Gene Ontology annotation, molecular function: nucleic acid binding; methyltransferase cap1 activity. Gene Ontology annotation, cellular component: cytoplasm; nucleus. The record is from RefSeq and is a predicted model, not a curated record.